AUGUUGAGAAAGAAAUUACUUGCCCAAGAAGAGCGGGAACGUCUGCACAAUAGAGAAGUCAUUAAAGUUAUUCUAGAUUGUCGUAGAUACUUGUCAAGACAAGCCCUUGCUUUUCGUGGGGGUGAUGAUGAUCUAAAUGGAAAAUUUAGACAAUUAGUAAACCUAUUUUCACGCUGGAUUCCUUUUCUAAAAACCUGGUUGAACACAACCCAUUUACGUCCUAACCGUGUCACUUACUUGAGUGGUAAAUCACAGAAUGAAUUGAUCAACCUUUUAGCAGUUGGAGUGUGCAACAUUUUAACAGAACAAAUACGUUCUUCGGCUGUUUACGCUGUACUUGCUGACACAACACCCGAUGUUGCUCAUGCCGAUCAAAUAUCUUUAAUUAUACGCUAUGUGGACGCAGAGUUUCGCAUCCAAGAACGGCUUCUCAAAAUAUCAGAGAUCUCUUCUAAAACCGGUGAUGGAUUUUCUCAAACGGUUCUAGCAAUGGUAACGGAAUUGCGUAUUCCCAAUGCUGGUAUUCGUUUUCAGUGCUAUGAUACAACAGCUUCGAUGUCCGGGGUUUACAAUGGGGCAUAAGCGAAGUUAAGUGAGCAUUUGGAGAGAAAAAUACGCUACAUUACUUGUCUUGGUCAUGAAACAAAUCUUUGCGUCGAUCAUUCCUGUAAAUCAUCCGUUAUAAUCGAGGAGUUUUUUACCACAUUGCAAGAGCUUUAUAACUUCCUAACAAAAAGCACAAGUAGAUUCGAAAAAUUAAAGAGCAAAAUCGAAAGUUUACAGGAAGGGCUCAUCAUGUAGAAUCUUUCGCAGUCUCGAUGGAUUGGAAAAGCUGAGUCGAUCAAAACUGUAUCGGUCAGUUAUGAAACGGUGAUUGGCAUACUUCACGAUAUACAUGAGUGUGAUGAAACAGAUCUUGAUGUCAAAAAGACUGCCACAAAUUUAUUAGACAAUUUAAAGUCAUUCGAAUUUUAUGUCAGUCUUUUGUUUAUGAAGAAUGUGCUUUACAAAGCGAAGAUUGUGGUGAUGGAAGUGCAAGAAAUCGAGCAAGAUAUCCUAGCGAGUGUCGAAGUACUACAGCAAACCAGUAGUACAAAAACAGCGGUUCUAGCACAAUUUCUAGCACACUAA
Molecule: messenger RNA, 1131 nt
Organism: Paramuricea clavata
Lineage: Eukaryota; Metazoa; Cnidaria; Anthozoa; Malacalcyonacea; Plexauridae
Source: the annotation of a GenBank genome assembly